AUGACCGCGGAGGUCUGCUCGGAGCUCUGCAGCGCGUACCAGUAUUACGGAACGCAGUACUCGACCGAGUCUCACGAAGGCGAGCUACAGUAG
Ectocarpus siliculosus is the source of this 93-nucleotide messenger RNA. Lineage: Eukaryota; Phaeophyceae; Ectocarpales; Ectocarpaceae. The record is from the annotation of a GenBank genome assembly.